Mycena indigotica is the source of this 312-nucleotide messenger RNA. RefSeq names its product Histone H4-like protein. Lineage: Eukaryota; Fungi; Basidiomycota; Agaricomycetes; Agaricales; Mycenaceae. Bases 1 to 312 code for a protein of 103 amino acids. Gene Ontology annotation, biological process: nucleosome assembly. The record is from RefSeq and is a predicted model, not a curated record. The transcript has 4 exons. Gene Ontology annotation, molecular function: DNA binding; protein heterodimerization activity; structural constituent of chromatin.
AUGACCAUUUGGAGGAAGGGAUAUAAGCGUCCGGCGUAUAGUGGUGCAAAGAGGUGCUGCCAUCGGCGGAUACCUGACACAAUCCAAAGCAUAACCAAACCUGAUAUUUGCCGUCUUGCACGCCGUGGAGGGACCAAGCGUACAUCAAACCUCAUCUACGAAGAAACCCGAUGCCUGUUAAAGAAGUUCUUGGACGAUGUGGUCCGUGACACGAUACUGCACACUACACACAAUUGGCGAAACACUGUCACUGCUGCUGAUGUUACCCGUGCUUUACGAGCUCGCACAGGACACUCGUUGUAUCUAUGUUAA